Tigriopus californicus is the source of this 1267-nucleotide messenger RNA. RefSeq names its product myosin light chain 1-like. NCBI's taxonomy places the organism in Eukaryota, Metazoa, Arthropoda, Copepoda, Harpacticoida, Harpacticidae. Gene Ontology annotation, cellular component: muscle myosin complex. The transcript is spliced from 3 exons. The record is from RefSeq and is a predicted model, not a curated record. Bases 159 to 602 code for a protein of 147 amino acids. Gene Ontology annotation, molecular function: calcium ion binding.
ACGGAUGGAUAUCCUCCGCCCAAAACGCACACUCGUUUAGGGGCCAGUAUAAAUGGGACAGGAUUAGAAUUGGCCCCUUCACUACGGCUCGAGAGAUUCGCUCAUUGAGAAGUAGUCUUUGUGUGUGAGAGUGCCUCCCCAAUUCCAAAUCCAACACUAUGGCUGAUGCUGAGAAGAUCAAGAAGAUUUGCGACAUCUACGAUUGGGAUGGCAAAGGCGAGUUGGACAUGUUCUUCUUGGGUGAUGUCAUUUACGCUCUAGGUUAUAAUAUCACAAAGAAGAUCUGUGUGGGUUUGGGCCAGACUGACGAGCGCGACAAAAAGUUCGCCAAGUUUGAUGACGUGGUCAAAUUGGUUGGUGAGGCCCUGAACACCAAGGAAAACCAAGGAGGUCCCGCUGACUACAUGGAGCUCUGCAAGUUGUACGACAAGAACGAAAACGGCACCAUGAUGUUGGCAGAGUUGGAGAAUCUCUUGUCCAACUUGGCUGAUGAAGUUCCCAAAGAGGAUGUGGCAGCCAUUUUGAAAGAGUUGGCUGAUCCCGAAGAUGAGGAUGGCUUCUUCCCUUACAAGCCCUUUGUCGACAGAUUGUGCGCCGCAUAAAGAGUAUUGGACACCAAAACCCAAUAACUAUUUAUGUCAUCUCAUCAUGGGGGCACGGCUCUCAACCAUCCAUCCUUUUAAGAUUUGGCUCACUCAACGUACAUGCUUCCCACAGAAUGGGGCAAAACAUCCAACGCAGCCUCGUCCUUGAUGGCCAAUUGAAAUAAUAUAGCAAAGACCAUUCACAUCUUCUUCAAGCUCCUGUCAUCUCAGUUGAUGUCGACGAUCGUGAUGUCCUCACUAUGAUUAUUUUGAUCUUUAAACACCAAAGCUGAUAUCUCACACACAUAAAUCACAAGCACCACUUAGAAAAUGGCAAAACAUCCGCCUUUUUGGCCAACAUACCACCCAUUUCAAUUCAAUAAGGAUAUCACAGGCCUCGUAAUCAAAUGAUAUUCCUGGCUCAAGAUUUUGAUGUUUGAACGGCACAAAAAUGAGCACCUUGCUCGUCCGUUUGUGUUAGGCCAAAUAUCUCUAAGAUGAACAGGAAACCUUAUUGAAUGUUCUCAUGUUUAAUGCGCAUAUCUUGUCCUGUUUGAAAACAUCUUAGAAAACAUAAUUUUUGAUACUGCUAGCUCACUUCCCGGGGAAAUUGAAGUGUGCUGUUGCAUUUGUGGCAUAGACAAGAAUAAAAUAAAUACUCAAUAAAUGAAAACAGUACCAGA